Procambarus clarkii (red swamp crayfish) is the source of this 1029-nucleotide messenger RNA. Lineage: Eukaryota; Metazoa; Arthropoda; Malacostraca; Decapoda; Cambaridae. The record is from RefSeq and is a predicted model, not a curated record.
AUGUUGAAGCAGGCCAUAUACAACCUAUUUACUAUUGUCACAUGUACAGACAACCUCUCGAAAAUCAAAACUGGUGUCAGCGCAGGUAAUGCUACAGAGGUCCAGCACAAACACAGAGGUCCAGCACAAACACAGAGAUCCAGCACAAACACAGAGGUCCAGCACAAACACAGAGAUCCAGCACAAACACAGAGAUCCAGCACAAACACAGAGAUCCAGCACAAACACAGAGAUCCAGCACAAACACAGAGAUCCAGCACAAACACAGAGAUCCAGCACAAACACAGAGAUCCAGCACAAACACAGAGAUCCAGCACAAACACAGAGAUCCAGCACAAACAUACAGGUCCAGCACAAACACAGAGAUCCAGCACAAACAUACAGGUCCAGCACAAACACAGAGAUCCAGCACAAACACAGAGAUCCAGCACAAACACAGAGAUCCAGCACAAACACAGAGAUCCAGCACAAACAUACAGGUCCAGCACAAACACAGAGAUCCAGCACAAACACAGAGAUCCAGCACAAACACAGAGAUCCAGCACAAACAUACAGGUCCAGCACAAACAUACAGGUCCAGCACAAACACAGAGAUCCAGCACAAACACAGAGGUCCAGCACAAACACACAGGUCCAGCACAAACACUGAGAUCCAGCACAAACACAGAGGUCCAGCACAAACACACAGGUCCAGCACAAACACAGAGAUCCAGCACAAACACAGAGAUCCAGCACAAACACAGAGGUCCAGCACAAACAUACAGGUCCAGCACAAACACAGAGAUCCAGCACAAACACAGAGGUCCAACACAAACAUACAGGUCCAGCACAAACACUGAGAUCCAGCACAAACACAGAGGUCCAGCACAAACAUACAGGUCCAGCACAAACACAGAGAUCCAGCACAAACACAGAGGUCCAACACAAGCAUACAGAUCCAGCACAAACAACAAAGUGACGCACAAACACCCACCUGGAGCAUCAUCACUGCCUCUAAUGUUAUUGCCAGCACACAGACACACAUACUAA